Molecule: messenger RNA, 3964 nt
Organism: Drosophila gunungcola (fruit fly)
Lineage: Eukaryota; Metazoa; Arthropoda; Insecta; Diptera; Drosophilidae
Product: homeobox protein caupolican
Biological process (GO): neuron differentiation; cell development; regulation of transcription by RNA polymerase II
Cellular component (GO): nucleus
Molecular function (GO): RNA polymerase II cis-regulatory region sequence-specific DNA binding; DNA-binding transcription factor activity, RNA polymerase II-specific
Source: RefSeq, a predicted model, not a curated record
CAGACUUUAGAAACAAAAAAAACUAAAAAUAUAUCCAGCAUCAGUUGGUAAAUACCCAAAACCAAACAUUUAAGACCUGUGCUGACACUCUUUGACUAAAGACUGAAGAGCCGCGUACAUUUGUAAAUAUGUUUGCGGCAAACACUUGAAGCCAAUUUGGUUUGCUGGCUGUCUUCUUUUUUCAACAUUUUUGAAACCGGCCGCCAAAGAGUCAAACAGAGUCAAUAAAAAUGAAGUAAAAACGUAUGAAAAAAAAAGCAAAGUCACACAAAACAAACAAAACAUUUUCCGGCUCCGGCGACAUUAACAGAACUGCUCGACAUCGACAAUUUGUUUUAUCAAUUUUCAACAAGGCCAGCAGCAGCAACAACAAUAACAACAACAAUAGCGCAACACCCAACAAGCCAGCAAACAACAAAAGCACCCAGAGUGCUUAGCCGUCGAGCACGCACGCCAAAGCCACCCAGCCACCCAACAACCACCCACUCGAACCUCCCUUAACCGCCUACCACCCCCACAUCCUUGGGCCAACCCAACCCCUUUUCCGAGGUCUCCGCCAGCAUCCGCAUCCAUAUUCGCAUCCACAUCCGCAUCCUCGAUAGCCAAAAAAAAAAAAAAACAAAAAACGGAAAAAACGACGACGGACGCCCCACAGUGAAACCAGGCACAGUGAACUCGCGUGUCGCCGCUUUUUAAGGCCAAUUCAGCCAGCGACACAAUGGCUGCAUAUGCGCAGUUUGGAUACGCUGGCUACCCGACGGCAAAUCAGCUGACUACCGCCAAUACCGACAGCCAGAGCGGCCAUGGCGGAGGAUCGCCGCUGUCCGGGACGAAUGAGGCUUCGCUGAGUCCCUCGGGCGGUUCAACGGCCACCGGUCUGACCGCCGGUCCUCUCAGUCCAGGUGCAGUUUCCCAGUCGUCGCACCAUGCGAGUGGUCACAAGGGACACUCCACAUCGCCGGCGGAGGAUGCGGUUGGCGGAGGGGCCGAUGUCCCGGGUGGCCUCUCAUCCGCCGCCCAGGACCUGCCAGCCCGCGGAUCCUGCUGCGAGAACGGACGACCCAUCAUCACGGAUCCCGUGUCCGGCCAAACAGUGUGCUCCUGCCAGUACGAUCCGGCAAGACUGGCCAUCGGCGGCUACUCCCGCAUGGCCCUGCCCUCCGGCGGAGUGGGGGUCUACGGCGGACCGUAUCCCUCCAAUGAGCAGAACCCGUACCCCAGCAUCGGCGUGGACAACUCGGCCUUCUACGCACCUCUGAGCAAUCCCUACGGCAUCAAGGACACCAGUCCCAGCACCGAGAUGAGUGCCUGGACCUCGGCCAGUCUACAGUCAACCACGGGAUACUACUCCUACGAUCCCACGCUGGCGGCCUACGGAUACGGACCCAACUAUGAUCUCGCCGCCAGGCGGAAGAAUGCCACCCGGGAGUCCACGGCCACGCUGAAGGCCUGGCUGAGUGAGCACAAGAAGAACCCCUAUCCGACGAAGGGCGAGAAGAUCAUGCUGGCCAUCAUCACCAAGAUGACCCUCACCCAAGUGUCCACCUGGUUCGCCAACGCUCGACGCCGGCUGAAAAAGGAGAACAAGAUGACCUGGGAGCCCAAGAACAAGACCGAGGAUGAUGACGACGGCAUGAUGUCGGACGAUGAGAAGGAAAAGGAGUCCGGAGAUGGUGGAAAACUCUCCACAGAGGCUUUCGAUCCUGGCAAUCAACUUAUCAAAUCGGAGCUGGGCAAGGCGGAAAAGGAGGUGGACAGUGACCAGAAGCUGGAUCUUGACCGGGAGCCGCACAAUUUGGUGGCAAUGCGGGGACUGGCGCCCUAUACCACGCCCCCCGGUGCCCAUCCCAUGCACGCGGCCUACAGUUCGUAUGCGCAAUCCCAUAACACGCAUACGCACCCGCAUUCGCAGCAAUUGCACCACCAGCAGCAACAGCAGUUGCAGCAACAUCAGCAGCAGCAGCAACAGCAGCAUCAGCAGCAGCAGCAGCAACAACAAAUGGAGCAGCCGUACUACCAUCCAAGUGGCUAUGGCCAGGAGGAAGCGGGGGACUUUGCGGCCCAAAAAAACCCGCUGAGCAGAGACUGUGGCAUCCCAGUUCCGGCGAGCAAGCCCAAGAUCUGGAGCGUGGCCGACACAGCCGCCUGCAAGACGCCCCCGCCCACCGCGGCGUACCUCGGCCAGAACUUCUACCCGCCCUCGUCGUCGUCGGCGGAGCAGCAGCAGCAGCACCAGCUGCACCACCAUCCGCCGCAGCAGCAGCAGCAGCAGCCACAUCAUCACCCACACCACCACCACUCGAUGGAGCUCGGUUCGCCGCUGAGUAUGAUGAGCAGCUACGCCGGCGGAUCGCCCUAUUCGCGGAUACCUACGGCGUACACCGAGGCCAUGGGCAUGCACCUGCCCAACACCAACACCAGCACCAGCACCAGCAGCAGCAGCAGCAGUUCCUCCUCCGGCAAGGUCCUGCCGCCCACGCCCACGCCCACCCACAUCCCCAUUCCUAUGCCCAUCAGUAUGCACCCGGUGCCGCAGCGGGUGGGGUUUCCCGAGAUCCAGCCCGAUACGCCGCCCCAAACGCCGCCCACUAUGAAGCUCAACAGCAGCAGCAGCAUCGGCAGCAGCGGCAGCAACAGCGGGAGCAGCCACAGUUCUUCGAUGCAUUCCGCUCCGGUGACGGUGGCUUCCAUGGUCAACAUUUUGUACAGUAACGAUGCUGGGGCAUACGCAGGACAUGGCCAUGGCCAUGGUCAUAGUCACUCUCAUGGUCACAUGGUGGGUGGCUCCAACGCCUUCCAUCUCGCAGAGAGCCGUUCCGGGUCGUAAUUCGACCUUGAACCAGUUAAAACUGCCCAGAUACCAGUUACCAGUUACCAGAUACCAAAUAGCAAAUAGCAAGCGAAACUACUUACACAUUUCGACGGGCGGGACAAGUGCAAUCGCUAUUACGAUUACGAUUACGAUGACUACGACGAGUAUGAGUACGAUUUACCAGAUAGCGAUAACUACACUAAUUAUUUUGCAAUAAAUGUAGCUUAAGUAUGGCAAUAAAACUUUAUUUCCUACCAUAUCAUAAAUUAUUUCGCUUUAUAACUUUAAUUAGCAUAUUUACACUCAACCGUUGAAAAUUUCGAGACGCACACACGUCUUGGUGGGGCGGUGGUUGAUGAUUGCCGGUGGUGGCGGUGGUGGAGCUCCGACUUCUAACCGCCCACUUUGGGUGGUGCUUGAGAAAGACGGUGCCGUGUUUUUGUCAUGUUUUUUUUCGGGCCCGGAGGUUGAGUCACUCCACUCGGCUCCGGGUUUAAUGACUCGAAAUAAACGCACACCACACGAACUCAUUCAUCUUUCGUUUCGAGCGACGAGUCUCAUGCCGAGUGGCAUACCAAUAAUAAUGCCAGCCCGUACUACUCCACCGUGCUAUAAAUCACCCGAACUUUUUGUCUUAGCUCUCGUACUCUACCUUAAGUGCUUAAUCCACACAACUUAAUAAUUUUAAAUAGCAUCAUUAGAUCUUAAGGAAAUUUCACGUUGUAUUAGUGCUAAUCAUCCUAAAUUGCUGGAACGGAACAUUAGUUUCCCAAAUCCUACUUGAAGAAAUAGUUACUUUAAGAUUUUGCCUAACCCUUCGACUAUAUACUCGGCCAAAUAAUUAAUCCGUGCAAAACAUAAAUAGUUACUUAAUCGUAAACAUGUAAUUAGUUAUUUUAUUCGUUUGAUAAAUUUGUAGAAAAAUUUAAGUAUCUGUGAUAUAUGCAUAUAAAUACAUACAUACAUACGUACGUACUAUACGAGCAAUUAACUGCGCUAAUUUAGUUAAUUCACACAUACUUCUUCGUACACAAAAUGUUCUUUCGUUCAGCAACUGGUUCAAGACAUUUUUAAUGGCAUACAUUUUGUAAUUGUAAAUAGUAUUUAUGUAAAUUUGCAAAUUUAAUUAUAAAUAAAGUUGAAUAAAAUCAA